Messenger RNA from Fraxinus pennsylvanica, 1926 nucleotides. The record is from the annotation of a GenBank genome assembly. NCBI's taxonomy places the organism in Eukaryota, Viridiplantae, Streptophyta, Magnoliopsida, Lamiales, Oleaceae.
AUGGCGUCUUCGUCAGACCAAAAUCCAUUCUUACCGGCUAUGGAGCACCUCCCCUCCGCUCUCAUAGCCACCAUCAUGACCAAGCUCGACAUCCGCUCCAUCCAGUCACUCGCAUCCACGUGUAAGACCUUCCGCUCCUGCGCCGCCCACAUCCUGUCUUUCGUCCCCACCUUCCACCUUUUUGAUAUAGCGCCGUCCAUGGAUUUGUUGAGACCUUUGUUACCUUCAAACCCAUACUUGAGGAGCCUAAAGGUGGAUUGCACACGCCUUGAUGAUUCCUCCCUCGAUUUCCUGAUUCGUCCCUCUUUGCAAGAGCUUUGCCUCUAUAAUUGCGCCGACUGCAGCGGCAAGCUUCUCUCUCUGCUUGGUCGCCAGUGCAAAAACCUUCGGUUUCUGUACUUAAGUUCAGUGGCGGAGAAAAGGGGGAGAUCCAUUGAUGUACUGGAUCUAGAGGAAAUGCUCAGUGGUUGCACUCAUUUGGAAACACUGAUCCUGAUGUUUGACGUGUCAAUAUUUCUGCGUCAUAAUUUUGCUCGUGUUUGGGCUCUGGCCACCGGGAGACUUAUUUCGCUUGAAAUAGGGUAUAUUUCUUCAGUAAUGGUGACUGAAUUGCUUAGCCCUUCUCUGGGACUGCAUCAAUCAUCUUAUCAUGUUCAGCCAUCCAUAUUACCAAAUCUACAAAAAUUAUGCCUUUCAGUGGACUAUAUUACUGACACCAUGGUCAGUACGAUAUCUAAAUGCCUUGUAUGCUUGACCCAUCUGGAUCUUCGUGACUCGCCUAUAAUCGAACCAAGAAUGGCAUUCGAUCUCACCAACUCUGGCCUUCAGCAAAUUAAUAUACAUGGGAAACUGAAACACCUUUCUUUGGUACGAAGUCAGGAGAUUGCCCCUACUUACUUCAAGCGUGUUAAUGAUCUUGGUAUACUCCUCAUGGCUGACAAAUGCUCGGCCAUGGAAAGUAUUUGUCUUGGUGGCUUUUGCCAGGUGACAGAUACAGGUUAUAAAACAAUUUUACAUUCUUGCUCCAAGUUGUGUAAGCUCAGGGUGUUUCAUGGGACUCAUCUGACCGACCUAGUUUUUCAUGACAUUUCUGCGACAUCCCUUUCACUUACUCAUGUUAGCCUAAGAUGGUGUAAUCUUUUAACAAAUUUGGCUGUUGCGCGCUUGGCUACCAAUGGAGAUCUUAGCUUUCUUGACUUGAGGGAUUGCAGAAACCUUGGUGAUGAAGCUCUAAGAGCAAUCGGUACUCUUCCCAAGUUGAAGACAUUACUUAUAGAUGGUUGUGAUAUAAGUGAUAUAGGAUUGUCCUACUUAGGCAGGGGUUCAACGAAUUCUCUUGUUUCCUUGUCUGUGAGAGGGUGUAAACGACUUACUGACAGAUGCAUUUGUUCCCUGUUUAAUGGCUCUUCUAAUAAGGAAAUUAGAGAAUUGGACCUGUCAAAUCUUCCUAACAUCUCUGAUGCUGCUGUGCUUCUGCUUGCAAAAACUCGUAUUCCAAUAUUUGAGCUCCGAAUGAGACGAUGUCCUCUCAUAGGUGAUACUUCUGUCAUGGCAUUAGCCUCUAUGCAGAUUGACGAGACUGUGUGGCACGGCAAUCGCUUGAGAUUGUUGGAUCUUUAUAACUGUGGGGGUAUCACUCAGCUUGCAUUUCGGUGGUUCAAGAAGCCUUAUUUCCCAAGAUUGAGAUGGUUGGGAGUAACUGGAUCUGUGAAUAGAGACUUGGUUGAUGCUUUAGCAAGAAGUAGACCAUUCUUGCACGUUGCUUGCCGUGGUGAGGAGCUUGGUACAGACCAAUGGGAUGAUUUGGAUGAUAUUUACAUGCAAGACGAGGAAGUUGAUUUUUUUGAACAGUGGCUUCUUGGAGCAGAAAGUGAGAGAGAUGAUGAAAUGGAAGAUGAUGUGGGCCUUGCAGAGCUGUUGGAGUGA